Pieris napi is the source of this 928-nucleotide messenger RNA. Its product is annotated as protein D2-like. The record is from RefSeq and is a predicted model, not a curated record. The transcript has a single exon. Bases 93 to 653 code for a protein of 186 amino acids. NCBI's taxonomy places the organism in Eukaryota, Metazoa, Arthropoda, Insecta, Lepidoptera, Pieridae.
AUUUGUUGCUAUGGUUACCAAGUUAUUUGGCGAAGUCAGUAGGGCAAAACUAGUAACAAUUUUAUUAAUUGUUAUUGAUUUGAUGUGCAAUAAUGUCGGACGUGCAAAGUCUUUUUAAGAAAAACUCGAUCAUUCCGGAUAUUAUAACGAUUGCUCCUUCAGAAAUAUUAAAUAUUAAGUAUCCAAGUGGGGUUACUGUUGAUUUGGGUAAGGAGUUGACUCCAACUCAAGUCAAGGACAAACCUGUAGUAAAAUGGGCUUGUAAAGAUACCGAGUAUUAUACUUUAGCCAUGAUUGACCCUGACGCACCUAGCCGUGAAAACCCAAAAUUUCGUGAAUGGCACCAUUGGUUAGUGGGAAACAUUUAUGGGGGUGAUCUUAAUAAGGGAGAAGUCCUUUCUGACUAUAUUGGUUCCGGACCUCCGAAAGGUACCGGAUUACAUAGAUAUGUAUUUUUAGUCUUUAAACAACAAGAAAAAUUUGAUUUUUCUAAAGUCCCAAAACUUCCCAAUAAUUCAGGAGACAAAAGAGGCAAGUUUUCUAUUGCUAAGUUUGCUCAAGAAUAUAAGUUGGGUACACCUAUAGCUGGAAAUUUUUAUCUUGCAAAAUAUGAUGAUUAUGUCCCGAAAUUGUACGCUAAAUUAAAGGGAUAAAUAUUUGAUGUACCUAUUUAUACAAAGUACAAAACUUUCUAAAAACUGGUAAUUUAUAUUGUACAGGAGCAUAAUAGACUACAUUUUGUCUAUGGCGUCAAUCGAUAUCUAUAUCCGCCUCCGUUGCGUGACAUUCCUCAUUUUUCGGUCAAAGUCGCCAUCAUCCGCCAUUACCUUUUGGAGUUUGCGUAAAUUGGUCGUUGCACUGUCUGCGUGUUACAAUCAUCAUCUUUGUUAGUGACAGUUUUCAGUGCGUUGCAUCGCAGUGUUUUAUU